Fusarium tjaetaba is the source of this 2292-nucleotide messenger RNA. RefSeq lists its product as uncharacterized. The transcript has a single exon. NCBI's taxonomy places the organism in Eukaryota, Fungi, Ascomycota, Sordariomycetes, Hypocreales, Nectriaceae. Bases 1 to 2292 code for a protein of 763 amino acids. Gene Ontology annotation, molecular function: 5'-3' DNA helicase activity. The record is from RefSeq and is a predicted model, not a curated record.
AUGGCCAAACUAACGUCCCAGGAAAACCGGCAUUGGCGUGCUGUCCACCGCGCACUGAAGGGAUCCUACACGAAGCUGCAGGUCGAGUUCUUACCCAACGCGUCCCGACGCCGUGUUGUGUGGGACGCGUCGCCAGUGAUUUAUGGCGAUUCCGAACUCCCCAAAGAUAUUGAUUCAUACGACCAGAUUCCACUCAUCCUGUUGCGCCCGCACGAAGGCGACGACGGACACGAAUUUUCGCCCAUCGCCUACGAUAAGUACGAAAGAGACAAUGAAAGCCAAGACCGGGAUUUAGUGCAACUCAUCUGCGAGUCCAACGCGUACGGGGAGGAGCUUCGAGUGCAUGCCAUCAAUCGUCUGAGCGACCCAGAGGUCUGGCCAGUCGUGAAAGACAGUCUCGCCUCCAACAGCAAGACCAUAUUCAACGAGCUUCUGAUCGGCAACGGACUAUGGAACCUUCAUCGCUCGGGAGCCAAUGUCACCUUGACUCAGUUCGACCUUUUCAAGGAUGUGCCCGUCGAGAUUCGGGAUGCCUGCCUUGGCUCUGUAUUCGAAGCUGAUCGAAGCAAGGUUCGGCAGUACUUCAGCAAACUCCAUUUCGGCCUGGGAAUUGUCUCUGGACCUCCUGGUACUGGAAAGUCGACACUGGCCUCGGCCAUCACAGUUCUCAUGUGCCUCAAUCCGACCAUCAAGCACGUAUAUCUGAGCGCCGCUUCAAAUGAAGCAACCGACAAUAUCCUCGACCGCACCAAUGCUCUCGCCAAGACUAUCAUUAAGAAUCUCACCGCCGAUGGUGUCUCCGUCUCUCAGCUGAUGGUGGUCCGGGGAUACAGACUCAAAGACGAGCAGGAGAAGUGUCUUCGAGCUUUGGCCGGACUUCAUUUCAAGCCUGGCACGCGAAGCUCGUCGGCGUGGAGGUUCGAGAACUCUCUGUGCUGGUGGACGCUGCGGGUUUUGGGUUCAAGGAUUGUCCCCGAAUUGACUUGCGACGACAGCGGUGAACUUUGGGAGCUCCACCAGAGACUCAAGGGGCUCGUCGCCAAGCAGCCCAGGAUUUCCGAGUUCGCGGGUCUUGUGAAAUUUGCAGAGGAGCGCGAUCCGGAGACGAAGCGCAGACUGUACAGGACUGGCCAUUACGAGAAAUCCCUCCGCAAUCUGAUGGGCCUGGUCAUCAAAUGCUCCAACGUCGUGGCUACGACUCCUGCGACAUCCAACUCUUUCCUCUACAGAUCAUACAACUCUGAAGUGGCUCGCGGCGUCAUCUUUGAUGAGGCUGCCACACUGUUCUGCUCCGAUGGUUUGUUGGUUCUCGGCAAUACUCCUCGACCUAUGAUCCUCUUCGGCGACACCAACCAGCUUGCCCCCGUGCUCCCAACGGCGAUGGAGUUGCUCCACACUGGGAAGGACAGACGCGACAAGACUGAGGAGGAGAAGAAAUUUCCGACCAACAGGUUUGCGCUCUUUUACCGCAUCUCCUGGUUCCAUCUGUUCAUUCGACUCGGAUGGCCUGUGUUCAAUCUCUACCGCCAACACCGAAUGGCGCAGGGUCUCUUUGACCUCUCCCUGAGAACAGUCUACCCGCAUCUGGUCUCCCAUUUUGAGUACAGCCCGUAUUGUCAAGUGAAGAACUUUCCGAUCGGAUCGCAAGUCGAGACCUACCUCCGACUUGAGCAUCGCAUUCCUUCAGCUGGUGAAGAUCGGAUCCACCCUGUCUUUUUCGACUGUCUCAACUGCCCAUGCAGAAACUACCCUCACAAAGCGACACGCUUCAAUCCCCGACAAGCAGAUCUCAUCGCUGAGUUUCUGGUCAAGAUGAUUGAAGAACUCUCGCUCAACCCCGCUGACAUUGCCGUCAUCACCUACUACCGAGCCAACCUUGCGGCAAUCAGGAAGCGAUUCAGAGAGGACGACAUACUCAAGGAUGUCACGCCUUCAACUGUCAACACGUUCCAAGGACGGGAAGCCCAGAUUGUGGUUCUGGCCUUGUGUGUCACCCACGAGACCGGGCCAUCGUUUGUCGCAGAGCACCGAAGUCUCAACGUUGCACUGACCCGGCAAAAGUCAAGUCUCUUGAUCUUUGGAGACAUUAAAACCACAAGCACGAAAUUCCGACGCCUGCAGGAAAAAGACGAUGCUGAUGAUGGGCUGCAGAAGCCUGACGCGACAAUGUUUGACAAUGUGCUGCGCACUCUGGCGGCCAGCAGGCGGGUUGUGACACUGCAUGGUAACCCGGAGAUCGACCCAGACGAGGAGUGGAAGAAGCUAAACAGACAACCCGAGUUUCUUGGGUGA